Peronospora matthiolae is the source of this 1299-nucleotide messenger RNA. The record is from the annotation of a GenBank genome assembly. NCBI's taxonomy places the organism in Eukaryota, Oomycota, Peronosporomycetes, Peronosporales, Peronosporaceae.
AUGACUGUACGGGGACGGGCGGUGGCUUCUGUAAAAGAGUACCCCCUUUCUAUUAUGGCGUGUAUCGACGAGCUGCAGGCUACCAAAGUCGGGGCGAGUCAGGCUCUACCGUUAGUGUUGCGGUUUGGCGGCAGCCACUACUCGGCAUUUCUCCAUUCAGCGGGAGUGGCCGAUCCGUUAAACCUUACCGAUACCCAGGACGGGCCGAGUGCGUCGACUCAGGAUCCGGUCCACUCCUUCGGGGACACUAGAGCCACAGCGUUGGUACCAUUGGAGGAGAAAAGCGCUUCAGCACUGCCCUCAGACGACAAACUCCUUCCUGACAGCGGUGACCGGACGUCGAUCGUCCUUUACGACGCUGGAGACGCGGUCGCUCGAACCUCGGCACAACCCUCUGGUCAAUUGGCUUUAACUUCUACUUCGAGCAGCUGUCGCGAACGCGGGAUGGCCUCUGCGGCGCGGAAACGGGGCCACGGCGGCUCUCCCCCGCUCCUGGCGGCGUCUGCGGAUCCAGGUGCUGUCGUUCCGAUCGGCUCUCGCCACAAGAAAGGUCGGGUUCGUUCAGCCCUUCGGAAAUCUUCACUAGACGCGCCGGACGACAGAAUCGAUCGGGACGAAUGGCCAGAGCUCUGGAGUUAUCUGGGAGCCGAAUGGCCGCCGUCAGCAGCAACUCCGUAUCCUCUAGUAUAUGGAGACUCCAACGGGUGGGAGGCUACGGCUCGUUUGGAGCCGGAAUUGUUACUACAUCACUUGCGCCGCUUCGUCUUUCCAGACGAAGUACUUGCUAGCUUGUCCGACACAGUUUUUGUACAGUGGACGGCGCUGUGGCGCCAGGAGUGCUUAUUAUCCGGGCUCCUAGAAUUCCGACAGCGAGUGACAGAGCUACCCACGGGUGUUUGGCUCGACCAAUGGAUUGCUCGAUCGCAGCAGCGCCUUUCGCCGUCUCUGCUGGCCCCUCUGAUUGACAAUUCCGACGAUUGGAGAAAGUUGCGAGGGAUUAACUAUGCGGGGGACGACAUUUUACGAUUGUGUGACCCGCACAGACGCGUCCGAAUGAGUCACCACCUCAUGUGUGCCAUCGUGUUCGACAACGAGAUUUUUGCUCUGACGGGGACUGGCGGAAAGCCAGUACGCCCUCCCGAGCAACUCCGUUGCCACUUUCGCUUACUUCGGACCAAUAGUACCUACAAGGAUACGUACUACCCAGACGGGGAUGCUCCGAUCGACUGGACUGCGCUCGUUCGCUAUUUUACUACUGCUUUGGCCCCGGCAGAGCAGAGGUUCCUCCUCGAGUACUAA